This is a messenger RNA of Candidula unifasciata, 660 nucleotides long. The record is from the annotation of a GenBank genome assembly. NCBI's taxonomy places the organism in Eukaryota, Metazoa, Mollusca, Gastropoda, Stylommatophora, Geomitridae.
AUGCCUAGCAGUUUGUCUGACUAUUUGUUUUUCAUCCAGCUCUUAGGAAGAGACCAGUCUGCAGGAAUGCAGUCCAUAAAAUGUGUGGUUGUGGGAGACGGAGCUGUGGGGAAAACUUGUAUGCUCGUAGCGUACGCUACCAACACGUUCCCUGUGGAGUAUGUGCCCACCGUAUUCGACAACUAUGCCGUAACAGUCACAGUUCGUGGAGAAGCUUAUACACUGUGUCUCUACGACACUGCCGGACAGACGGAGUACGACAGACUCAGACCUCUUGCCUACACACAUUCUCAUGUAUUCAUCGUCUGCUUCUCGGUUGUGUCCCCCUCCACACUGGAAAACGUCAGACAGAAGGUAUAUAUACUAUUUUUGUUUCGUUGCUUUCUGCCUACGGAUUUACGAAACGAUAUUCAACAGCUGAAACAGCUGGCCAAACUAAAACAGAAACCGUUGUCAUUGGAAGACGGCAGAAGAGCAGCCAGGGAAAUUAGGGCGGUCAAGUAUCUAGAAUGCUCAGCGCUGACGAAGGUAAUCACACUACUGCUAAACGACCCUCAUAACCACGUAUUGUUCUCCUUUUUAGAAGUAUUUAUCGAUACAGUUCGCGCCCCCCCCCCCCCCCCCCCCAAUCCCCCUCACCCCUCCCGCCCCGAUUUAUAA